GAAAUCCAUUCGGAUGACAAGUCAAGAUGUAAAGGAGGAAUUGAUCAUGUUUGGAUUACGAACAAGAAUUGGAAUUCCUCGAUCCAGGUUCAAGCUACACUCCAAUGGACAAGAGUUAGAGCAGUGUCUUAAUAUGGAACAAGUGAAUUCGUUUGUUCGAGAUGGAUUCUUGAUAUGGGAUGACGGUAAAUACUAUGGGGAUGGUAGCAUUCCCCUAUUAUACGGAGGUGAUGGUACCACCAUAGAACACAAGUCAGAUAACAAGCCAACGUUAUACGAAAACGAUGAAAUCUGGUUGUUAUCUGACUUUGUCGAUGAAUUAAAGGAAGGUGGACUAAGGCCCACCGAAAAAGGAUUGGCUUUAAUAGAUGAAAUC
Acaulospora colombiana is the source of this 376-nucleotide messenger RNA. The record is from the annotation of a GenBank genome assembly. Lineage: Eukaryota; Fungi; Glomeromycota; Glomeromycetes; Diversisporales; Acaulosporaceae.